CCCCUCUCUCAUCUCAUCUUCCAAUCUGCUUCAAAAACACAACUCACACUCUCCCUUCUCUCUCUCUCUUUAUCUCUCUCUAAAAUACAUCACAUCACAACACAACAAUGGAACCAUGGCUCGACGACCUCGCCGACGACUUACAGAGCAUGAGUUUCAACUCCACCACCACCGCCACCGACAUCCACCGCAGCACCAGCUCCGGCUCCGAGACAACCUGGACUGCCGCUUCCUCCUCCGUCAGCCACCUCGGCCCCGCCAUCGCCACCGCAGCCGCAAAGCCCCACACUCCCUCCGGCAAUCCUUGCUGGGACGCAAUCCGCCGCGCCAGAUCCGAAUCCUCCUCGGGCCAAAUCUCCCUCCCGGACCUCCGAUUCAUCCACCGCCUCGGCUCCGGCGACAUCGGCUCGGUCUACUUGGCUGAGCUCAAGUGCGGAGCCAUCAACGGAGAAGCAGUGUUCGCAGCGAAGGUGAUGGACAAGAAGGAACUAGCGAGCCGUAAUAAAGAAGGAAGAGCGAGGACAGAAAAGGAAAUUUUGGAAAUGUUGGACCAUCCGUUCUUGCCAACGCUCUACGCGACGUUGGAAUCGCCAAAGUGGUCCUGCCUACUCACUGAGUUCUGCCCCGGCGGCGACCUCCAUGUCCUCCGCCAGCGUCAGCCCUGUAAACGCUACCCCGAAUCCGCCGUCAGGUUUUAUGCAUCAGAGGUAGUGGUAGCACUAGAAUAUGUUCACAUGAUGGGCAUUGUCUACCGUGAUCUCAAGCCUGAAAAUGUGUUAGUCCGAUCGGAUGGCCACAUCAUGCUCACCGAUUUUGACCUCUCGUUGAAAUGCGAUUCCUCUACAUCGACGCCUCAAAUUUUCUCCCGUCAAAACCCCCUUGCUCCACCCCCGCCAAGUGAGUACAUGUUGGACCCACCGGCUUUCACGUCUACGUCAUGCAUUCUUCCCAAUUGCAUUGUCCCUGCCGUGUCAUGCUUCCAUCCUAAGCGCAAGCGCAAGAAGAAGCCAGGCCACCACGGUGGGCCUCAGUUCGUGGCUGAGCCGAUGGACAUCCGGUCGAUGUCAUUUGUCGGGACCCACGAGUACCUGGCACCGGAGAUUGUGUCCGGGGAGGGCCAUGGUAGUGCAGUGGAUUGGUGGACACUAGGGAUAUUUAUGUUUGAAUUAUUGUAUGGUGUGACACCUUUUAAAGGGUUGGACAAUGAGCUAACCCUAGCUAAUAUUGUUGCUCGAGCGCUAGAAUUCCCUAAAGAGCCCACCAUCCCGGCCAACGCCAAGGACCUCAUAUCACAGCUGUUGGUUAAGGAUCCGGACAGGCGAAUGGGGUCCACAAUGGGUGCGUCGGCAAUCAAGCACCAUCCAUUCUUCCAAGGGGUCAAUUGGGCUCUCUUGAGAUGUACAUCCCCACCCUUCGUUCCUCCACCAUUUAAACGUGAUGUUGUCUCUGAUGAAAGUUGCCCGGACACCCCGGUGGAAUAUUACUAGUGUUAAAUAGGGCAUUUAAAAAAACCUCAUUAACAGUUUAUACAAUUGGUGGGGUUAAUAGUUGCAUUUUGAUUUUUCUUCUCCGUUUUUGGAACUUAAUUUUGAUUCAUGAGUCAUUUUGGGUUGGUGAAAAUGCCUUCUUACUGUGUAAAUUCUCAAUUCAAUAAUAUUUAAGUCACAGAAAUAGAUUACAUGAAA
Camellia sinensis is the source of this 1685-nucleotide messenger RNA. Its product is annotated as Protein kinase superfamily protein. Lineage: Eukaryota; Viridiplantae; Streptophyta; Magnoliopsida; Ericales; Theaceae. The record is from RefSeq and is a predicted model, not a curated record. Gene Ontology annotation, biological process: protein phosphorylation. Gene Ontology annotation, molecular function: ATP binding; protein kinase activity.